GAGAAACACUCAUUUCUUUCCUCUAAUUCUUCAACUUGUUACACAUUAUUGUUCAUAAUAUUUAUGAUUCGGUUUAUAUCAGCAAUAUGGAAGAAGCACUAGCAAGAAGACUUGUUCUUUAGGCUUUUAAAGAUAUGCAGCUUGCCAUUGAUUAUUGCUUAUUCCAGCAUAUAAACUUUCAAAGAUAUGUUUUAACAGGCGAGCUACUUGGAUUUGAGAAAAAGAUUCCACCUUUUGCAAAUACCACUGGUUAUGACAUUCUGAAAGGUGUUAACUAUGCAUCUAGUUCGGGUGGAAUUCUUUACGAGACUGGCAAAAAAACAGCGAUUAAUAAUAUCUACUUGGGAUUACAAUUACAAAAUCACAAAAUUACAGUGUCCAGAAUUGUUGCCGAGCUUGGCGGUUUGGCACAAGCCAAAGAUCAUCUCUCAAAGUGCUUGUAUUAUGUUUAUAUGGGCACCAACGAUUACGCACUAAAUUAUUUCCAACCACAACACUAUUCAACAAGUAAACAGUAUAACCCUACCGAAUAUGCUCAACUUCUUAUUGACCAAUUAUCCAAUUAUCUACAGGUUUUGCAUAACAAUUAUGCAAGAAAACUUGUGCUAGUCGGGUUGGAUAAAAUAGGUUGCUCACCACUUGCCAUUUCUGAUGAAGGGAAACCUAUUGGAUCAUGUGUUGAAGAACAGAAUGAUGCUGCAUUAAUAUAUAGUCAGAAGCUUAAAUCUCUUGUGGAAGACUUCAAUUCCCUAGUUCUUUAUUCCAAAACUAUCUUCAUAAAUACCACGGCUUUAGUCCCUGACAGCUCCGUUGGUUUUACUGUUACAGAUAGAGCUUGCUGUUCCUUAAAAGCUAAUGGAUUCUGUUUUCCUGACUCAAUACCAUGCACUAAUAGAAAUGAAUACGUUUGGUUUGAUGGAAUUCAUCCCACAGAAGCUGUGAACAACUUUGUUGCAUUAGCUGCGUACAACAGUGCUGAUACUCCAGAUGUGACUUAUCCGUUGGAUAUCAGCCAACUUGCUGAGUACGUUACUGGAAAGGGGACUUAGUCAGAAUGGUAUCUUUAAAAAAGCUAUGUUUGUUUGCAUGAAAUAAAGAUAAUUUUAAAUUAUCAUGUGUUAGUAAUAAGUUGUCGUUUUUCUUUUCGGUCAAUAAGCAAUUAUAUUGCAUAAGAAUGUCCUAGUCCUUAAUGUUGUCUUGAUGACUUGGUUUCGUGGUUUGGUUUGAUGUUGGAAUUAUUUCCCUUUUAUUGUAAUAUGGGUAUUAUGUUUAAUGGAUAUGAGUCUCUUCUCUUUGUGUUCAA
Vicia villosa (hairy vetch) is the source of this 1303-nucleotide messenger RNA. RefSeq names its product GDSL esterase/lipase At1g29660-like. Gene Ontology annotation, molecular function: hydrolase activity, acting on ester bonds. Bases 135 to 1049 code for a protein of 304 amino acids. NCBI's taxonomy places the organism in Eukaryota, Viridiplantae, Streptophyta, Magnoliopsida, Fabales, Fabaceae. The transcript has 7 exons. The record is from RefSeq and is a predicted model, not a curated record.